Messenger RNA from Glarea lozoyensis ATCC 20868, 1404 nucleotides. RefSeq lists its product as uncharacterized. The record is from RefSeq and is a predicted model, not a curated record. The transcript is spliced from 4 exons. Bases 1 to 1404 code for a protein of 467 amino acids. Gene Ontology annotation, cellular component: MIS12/MIND type complex. Gene Ontology annotation, biological process: cell division; mitotic sister chromatid segregation. NCBI's taxonomy places the organism in Eukaryota, Fungi, Ascomycota, Leotiomycetes, Helotiales, Helotiaceae.
AUGACUACUCUUGUACGAACGCGGAUCCCAUUAGAGUCGCUGAGCAUGAGCCAACCGAGUGGUAGACGGAGAAGUAAGCGCAUAGCUGAUGUAGCAUACGAUGAAGAAGAUGGAGAUUUUGUGUUUACACGAGGCUCGAAGCGGACAAAGACAGCACCAGCGCCCCCGGAACCUGUAGCAGCGCCAGAACCUCCUCCACUAACUUCGACGAAGAGGGGUAGAAAACCCAAGGACCGCGACGAUGAAGCAGAGCAACCAGAGAAAAAGACCCGAGGGCGGGCAAUGGAUUUCAAUACACCAAAAACGCCAAAUGAUUCCAUCGUAGUUCCGAAGAGGAGGAAAACGACGCGUUCUUCGGUCGAAAAGGCACAUCAUAAAACCGGCGCGACUUCUUCUGCUCUGGAGGCUACCGAUUAUGAUAGUGUGGACUUGGUGGGCUCUACCAUAGUGAAUGAAUCCGCGAAUGAAGUGACGGAUUCGAGCAAUCAGCCCACCAUAAUUACUUUGCCAUUCAGCGACACUCCUGUCAUUAACAGGAAUAAGGAAAUGAGAAAGCAAAACAAGGGUACAAGACGAAGUAGCCUGGGAUUACGCGGACGGAGGGCAAGCUCAUUGAUUGAAAAUGGACAUAGCGCCAUUCCCCAUCGUGAAGUGGAGGCUUCCGAAUUUUACAAGCAUAUCGAAGCGGAUGGUCUGAGUGAGCCAAGGAGGAUGAAGCAGCUGUUAAGUUGGACGGGUGAGCGGGAACUGGGCGAAAAGCCAUCACACGGAGAAGCGAACGAUCUGAGUGAACAAGCUGCGCGUACGAUUAAAGAAGGGCUGUUAAAGGACUUUUCGAAUAAAUCCGAAUACUCGGAUUGGUUCACGAGAGAAGAUACGGCACCUAGGAAGGUUAUCAAAAAACCCAACCCGCGGAAUAGCGAAUUAGAACUGCAAAUUGAGGAAUCAAAUGCCAGAAUAAAACUAUUAAAACAGGAACGCGAUCAGUGGAAAGCUCUCGCAAAAUCUCCGCCCUCAUUACCUCCAUUAGUUCCACCGAACAAGCAAGAGAUCCAGCCAUCCGAUAUUGAUUCGUCACUUUUAUCGCCGGAACAAGCAAACAUUCUCACAACAAUUUCCUCAUUUAGCGCCCUCGACUUACGAGAUCAAGUCGCAAAACAGGUCCAGGAUUUAUUAUCUGGGCUUGAAUUCAAGGUCGACCAAUUUGCCGACGGAGUGCACAAGCUUGAACAAUACAAAGAUACAGCAGGCCGAGCGGCAAGCAAAAUACUGUCGCUAUCUGCUGUACGAUUAGAAGAACGAAAUCGACUAGAAAAGGAGGCGGUAGGAACACGUGAUCUACCGAUGCAAGAAGUGCUUAGGAGCCUGAGCAGGAUAUUACCAGAUAGCGGUACGAGUCGGUAA